Molecule: messenger RNA, 954 nt
Organism: Echinops telfairi (small Madagascar hedgehog)
Lineage: Eukaryota; Metazoa; Chordata; Mammalia; Afrosoricida; Tenrecidae
Product: olfactory receptor 4E1
Exons: 1
Coding region: 7-954 (315 amino acids)
Biological process (GO): G protein-coupled receptor signaling pathway
Cellular component (GO): membrane
Molecular function (GO): G protein-coupled receptor activity; olfactory receptor activity
Source: RefSeq, a predicted model, not a curated record
AAGAAGAUGGACGAGGCUCUCCUACUCAAUCACACUUCCUCAGUGACGCAUUUUCACCUUAGAGGUUUAUCUGUGGAUCAGAAGGUGCAGGUGUCUGUAUUUGCCAUAUUCCUCCUUUUCUACAUCCUGACACUGAUUGGGAAUAUCCUCAUUGUCAUAACUAUCAUCUACGACCACCGGCUCCACACCCCCAUGUAUUUCUUUCUCAGCAACCUCUCCUUGAUCGAUGUCUGUCAUUCCACUGUCACUGUCCCCAAGAUGCUGGUGGACACCUGGUCAGAGGAGAAACUCAUCUCCUUCGGUGGCUGUGUGACCCAGAUGUUCUUCCUGCACCUCUUUGCCUGCACAGAGAUCUUUCUUCUCACCGUCAUGGCCUAUGACCGGUAUGUGGCCAUUUGCAAACCCCUGCAGUACAUGACAGUGAUGAACUGGAAGGUAUGUGUCCUGUUGGCUGUGGCCCUUUGGUCAGGGGGGACCAUCCACUCCAUAGCCUUGACUUCCCUCACCAUCAAGCUUCCCUACUGUGGUCCCGAUGAGAUUGACAAUUUCUUCUGCGAUGUCCCGCAGGUGAUCAAAUUGGCCUGCACCGAUACCCAUAUCAUUGAGAUUCUCAUCGUCUCCAACAGCGGGCUGAUCUCCGUGGUCUGUUUUGUGGUGCUUGUGGUGUCUUAUGCCGUCAUCCUGGUGAGCCUAAGACAGCAGCUAUCCGGGGGCAGGCGGAAGGCCCUCUCCACCUGUGCAGCCCACCUCACAGUCGUCACCUUGUUCCUGGGACAUUGCAUCUUCAUCUAUUCCCGCCCCGCCACCAGCCUCCCCGAGGACAAGGUCGUGUCAGUGUUCUUCACGGCGGUCACCCCCCUACUGAACCCCAUCAUCUACACCCUUCGGAAUGAAGACAUGAAAAACGCUUUAAACAAACUUAUGGGAAAGAAGGAAAAAAAAGAAGAAAAAUGA